Molecule: messenger RNA, 369 nt
Organism: Ilyonectria robusta
Lineage: Eukaryota; Fungi; Ascomycota; Sordariomycetes; Hypocreales; Nectriaceae
Exons: 3
Coding region: 1-369 (122 amino acids)
Biological process (GO): mitochondrial respiratory chain complex III assembly
Cellular component (GO): mitochondrial membrane
Source: RefSeq, a predicted model, not a curated record
AUGGCAGCAAAGAAGCCCACGAAUUGGUGGCUGUGGACUAAGUGCCUCCUCGGUGGCGCUGCUGUCGCAGUCGGCGGACCGGCAUUCACCAUGUGGCUGACCCCAACUGAGGAGGAAUUGCGAUCGAAGUACAAUCCGGAGCUCCGAAAGAAGAGCUUGGAGAACGUGGAGGAGAAGCAGCAGGAGUUUGACGAUUUCGUGAUGAAAUUGAAAGAAUACUCCAAGUCGGACAAGCCGAUCUGGAUUGUUGUUAAGGAAGAAGAGGAGCGAAGGCGGAAGGCCGAGCUCGCGGCUGUCAAAGCAUCGAAGAAGGAGACGAACGCUCGACGAGAGGAGAUGCGACGUGAGGCUGGCCUGGAAGCCAAAUGA